This is a messenger RNA of Tripterygium wilfordii, 1441 nucleotides long. Its product is annotated as PLASMODESMATA CALLOSE-BINDING PROTEIN 5-like. The record is from RefSeq and is a predicted model, not a curated record. Lineage: Eukaryota; Viridiplantae; Streptophyta; Magnoliopsida; Celastrales; Celastraceae. The coding region runs from base 271 to 1059 and encodes 262 amino acids. The transcript has 4 exons.
CCUCUUUUUUCAACCUUCUUCUACACCUUUUUUACACCACCUUCUCCUCUUUCUUUGCUUGCUCCCUCAUUCACUCUAUCCAUGUCUCCUUCCUCAACCUCUCUCACUCUCUCUCUUCUCAAAAUCUCAAUAGAUUACUGCACUUCUACCACAACUUUCCCUUUGUACUUCUUAUAUGCUUACGCAUAUUCCUCUCUGCUUCUCAACAAAAUUCAUUGAUGCUUAUAUAGUUUAAGAAGGGGAAGGAGGAGGAGAAGAAGAAGAAGAAGCAUGGAUGGCAGAGUUAUCUGUCCUCUAGUACAUCUUCUGUUAGCCUUCCUCUUCUGUUCAUCAGGUUCGAUCACUAUUGCAAGAAAGUUGGAAUUAGGGGAUACAAAAGAGCACCGUAUCCUUAUUUUUGAAGAAAAUUUACAAAAAUUAACAAUGAUUUUCACUACCCAAAAGGACAUCACCACUCCAAUAACAACGGUUCCAACAAUAACGCCGACUAAUCCCACACCAUCAACCACUCCAAUCAUGAACCCUAAUUCGGAUCCGGACUCAACCACAUCACCCAUGACACCGACACCAAUGGUGACCCCAGCCCCGACAACAUCGUCACCGGUGAGUGGUUCUGGAGGAGUGAGCUGGUGUGUGGCUAGCCAAAGUGCAUCACCAACAGCAUUACAGGUGGCAUUGGACUAUGCUUGUGGGUUUGGUGAUGGUGCUGAUUGCUCAGCAAUUCAGGGAGGUGGAACUUGUUACAAUCCUAACACACUCCAUGACCACGCUUCCUAUGCGUUCAACAUUUAUUAUCAGAAGAAUCCUGUUCCUACUAGUUGCAAUUUUGGAGGAACUGCUGUCACUACCAGCACUAACCCAAGUACGGGAACAUGUCAAUAUCCAUCCACAAGCACGAGUUCAUCCGUAUUGAAUACAACAAAUUCAGAUGGUGCAAGGGUUUAUGGAGCAGUGCCUUAUACCCCCUCUCCCGCAACUUCAUCGGCUUACAUAAUUCAAAUCUGCUGCUUGUCACUGCCUACCAUCACAUUUCUCCUAACUAUGCAUGCUCUACAUUAACUAACGGUUCGAUUGCAAUCGGGAGUAUUUUAGGAUUUCUACUUCUGCGCGCUCAAUAGAUGAAAUAUAUAACUACAGCGCUGAGUUUGGUGUGAGGACUCGGAUUGUAUAACGAUCAAAUUGAUGGCUGAUGGUAUGCACAAGACCAUCGACUUGGUCAAGAAAUUAAUUAAUAGCAGUCGAGAUUUCUGCGGACGAAUUUUUCAAGCUUGCGGUUACCAAAUCAUAUUUUUGAUCGAUCUAUAUGUACAUGGAUUAAUGCUGUUGAUUGAGGUAGAAAGGUUUUUUAUUUUUGUGCUACUGCUGGAAACUUGCUAGUUGUAUUUCCUACGUUGCAGGUGCCAAAUCCAUCCUUUAUGUUAUCGCAACUCAACUCAUCUUA